Myodes glareolus (Bank vole) is the source of this 3982-nucleotide messenger RNA. NCBI's taxonomy places the organism in Eukaryota, Metazoa, Chordata, Mammalia, Rodentia, Cricetidae. The record is from RefSeq and is a predicted model, not a curated record.
UUGCCCAGAUUAAGGCCCAGCUGAAAGAAAUGGAGGUUGAGAAAGAAGAGCUGGAAAUGAAAAUUAGUUCCAUAACAAGUCACCUGACCCAAAAAUCAAAGAAGUCUUUCUUUUACAAGAGCAGAUAUGUAAACAGGGUUUAGAAAACCAGCAGUUGAGGGCAGCCUCCCAUGAAGCCGAGGCCCACGUGGAAAGCCUGCAGCAGGAAUUGGAAAGCAGCCAACUCAAACUUGCUGGCCUGGAACAUCUGCAAGCAUUGCAGCCUGAACUAGGUAAACUGCAAAAGCACCUGCAACAGAAGGAAGAAGAGGUCAGCUACCUGUCUGGACAGCUGAGUGAGAGAGAACAGACCCUCACCAAAGCCCAGGCAGAGAUGAUGGAACAGGAGCAUUCGAUCAGGGCCCUGCACAUACAGCUGGAGAUGCAGGCUAAGGAGCAUGAGGAGAGGCUGAAGCAGGUACAGGUGGAACUUCGUGAGCUGAAGCAGAGGUCAGAAGAGGGCGAGGAAGAAGCUAAGGCAAAGCAGCAGAUGAAGAGGACACUGCAGGCGGCUCUCAUCUCCCGAAAGAAUCUGCAAGGGGAAUUGUCUUCAGCUAGAGAUGCCGUGGCACACCUAACCAAGUCUCUCGCAGAUGUGGAAACCCAGGUUUCUGUCCAAAACGAAGAGAAAGACGCAGUCCUGGGAAAGUUAGCCCUUCUUCAGAAAGAAAGAGACAACCUCAUUGCCGACAUGGACAAAUCUUUACUAGAAAACCAGAGCAGUACAUUAUGGCCAUUGCAGACAAAGUUCAGCAGCUCGGGCAUCUGCAGAGUCUCCUGAGGUCUUUCUCCCAAACCCAGAGUCUCUCCGCACAGUACCAGAGACAGAAUUCGUUUCCUAUUGUGGCUGAAACACUUAGGGAUUUUUCCCUUUGAAGAAGCAGACCCCGGUAGGACUCUAAGGUAGGUUCUGUGCUGCAAACCAGGUAGGUCCUGCAAGUUCAGGCCAGGUGCCUAAGCACCGCCUCCUGUGAUGUGGUCCUGGGGUGGCACUUGUCCUCUCCCCUGAUGCAGCUCUCUCAGCUGCUGGAGGAGAAGACGACCCUGUCCAUCCAGCUCAGCGACACCAGCCAGAGUCUCCACGAGAGCCAGCAAGACUCCAGCGACCUCUUCAAGCACUGUGCUGUGCUGGAGAAGCAGGGGCCACCAAAUGUAGCUAUUCCAGGAGCGCCCCAGGAAAUGAAUCCAAAGAAAGAGAGGAAUCCGGAGACCACAGGGGAGCCACAGCCAAGAUUGUCUGAAGCCCAGCAGCAGCUCGGCACCACUGACCAAGAAAUGAGUGCGUUAAGGAAUCUGCUGAAAGAAGAGCAAGAGCAAAGACUGGCCAUUGAGAACGCACUCUCCUUGGCCGAGGAGCAGAUCAGACGGCUGGGGCAGAGUCAACGGGUUCUGGCCCGGACUCCUACCACUGGUGCCUGUGGCUCUCAGGAGACAUCAGUGCGGAUAGACAUCCCGGCCAGCAGCUGCCCAAGGGUAAGAGGAAAGGACGCAGGGAGAGCUUUGCUGUGGGAAUGGGCUGAGGUACAAAGAUGGGCAGUGUUAUUGGUGUUCAGUCACUGAGGAAACUUUCUCCCGAGCUGCCCCUCUGCUGUGAGGAUGGGAUCAGUUGACUGAGAUGCAGAAUUACUGGUGAAGAGAAAGCCUUCACAUGGAGCUGACUUCCUCGUUUUAUUGCUGUUGUUGUUGUUGUUGUUGUUUUGUUUGUUUCAGACCCGGAGUGGCGCUGGAGGGAAGCGGGUUCUGCGUUCACUCUGCCGUUCCCGGUCCAGAGUGCCACUACUGGCAACCAUAUACUUCCUGACAAUUCAUGUCCUCCUCAUCCUGUGUUUCACAGGUCAUCUAUAAAGUUCUCCUUCUACCACAGCUCUCAGAACUUGUCAUUCCUUCAUCUCUAAUGUCAGAAUUGUAGUUUUUAGAACAGCCUUCCCACCUCCAACCCUUCCAUUUCUCCUCGGAAAGUUCCCAUAACAACAGAGGUGGCUGUGAGGACAGGUUAGAAGGCAAGGCCUGGUGUAUCCUGUUUUCUGGAUGUUCCUCCACUGGAGCAGGGGAGGGGGUCCCCUGAAGUCACUCGGGAGCUGGAGCAUCACAACUUCUAGCCUCAAGAACCUCUGAGCUACUGGUUGUAAGUUAUUCUGUCUUCAAUGCCAUUGUCACCCGGCUCUGCGAACAGGGCUGAGGCAAUGGGAAGAGAAGACAAAGCACCUGAUCCAGACCUGAGUGCAGUGGUCACGAGUGACACCACUGUGCCUGUGUCCCACUUGCUAGCCGCCGGCUUUCUCAUUGCCGACAUCAUGUCUUCCCUUCUGUGCUCAUCCCCUGAAGAGAGAGGACUGAGGGCUCACCGAUCAGCUCUAUGUUCUAUGGUGAUUCCAUUUUAGUCACAACCUCCCAAGGACUUUCCUGAACUAUUGUAAAAUAAUGUGUCAUUUUCAGAAUGAAGAUUUGUGUGAGACUGUCUGUCGGCACAGUUGUUACGUCCCUGUGUCUGCACUCUGGAGAGUGGAGGAGGGAUAGUUCCCGGAAUAAUAAAGUCCUGAAAAUCCUCCCUUCUCACUGACCAGCCUCAGAGGGCUGUGAGCAUCCUUCUAGCCUCAGCUGCUGGAGCCAAAGGAGACGAGGUGGGAGGAAGAAAUCCAUCCCGAGAUUGAGUUAAAGGAGCAGAGUUGCCGGGGUGAAGUCCCUGAAGCCUUGUGUAUUGUUCUGAGAGAGUACUGGGAAAUGUUAGGCACUUGCCUGUAACUCCAGCACUCAGAAGGCUGAGACAGGAGAUUAUAAGUCCGGGGUCAGUCUUGUCUGUAUAGUAAGGUAAAGACAGCCUGUGCUACAUAGCGAGACUCUGUCUCGGGAGAAAACAGCACAACAGCAAAGUCCGUUCCCUAGGACACGCAGUGCAGGAGUUUCGUAGCUCAUACAGGUCAGGUGGGUAUAAUUACGUUUUUGUAUGAAGUUGCUGCUUGGGAAAAGCUGACCGGCUAUCUCAUUGUACAAGUGGAUUUCAAAUCCAAUCCCUUUUGUUUCAAAGCUAUUCCUGCAUGUUACACGCCACUCAAGGGACGAACGUGGGAUAUCUGUAAAGGGGAAAUGAGUUUUCUCGGUCUCAUCUCUCAAGUCCUAUGGUUUCUCCAGAGAACUGCAUUGCCAUAUGAUGUGUUUGCUCUGAUACUUCUAAUUCUGACAUUGGAUUAGAAUUCCAGGUUAGCUAGAAGAUUUCCCCUGUCUACAUUGUCUCUACUUUAAAACAACUUUAACAGAACAAAUAAAAUGUCCCAAGUCUAGUGUCCAUUUGGAAGUGACCUUAGAAGCUUUCUGUUCUCCUGAAGAAACGCUCUGUUCUCCUGCAGAAACUCUCUGUUCUUCUGUUGAAAUGCUCUCUUCAGUCCAAGACUGGAGAAAACAGUCUGGGACCCUUUCUGGAUUCAUUAUCUCUAGGGCAAUCAGGUCACAAUUCCACAACCCAUCAAGGUCAUAAGAACCUGGGUCAGAUUCAAUAACAAACUCUUAGGAUGAUUUUGGGACUUCUUUGCAACCUCUUUGUCACUGAGGGCCCCAGGCUGCCAGAGGAGUCCCCCUGGGGGAUUCUUUGUAAAGCAGCCACGGUAAAGGCCUCCAAACUCUCAGUGGCCUUCCCCUCAGAAAGGGUCUAUUUUAUUGGCCCAAACAAGUCACCUGAGCAUGUCUGACUUGAGGAUAGAAGGGAAGGGCCACAGAUCUUUUUUCUUCCUUUCAAAUAAAAUUUAUAUAUUAAGACAUUGCUGCUAACUUUAAGCAUGGAUCCCACAAGUCAUUAUCCAUAUAUCAUCACACACUGGGAAAUUUCUGGGAAGAUGGACUGAGGUGGGUUCAACUGGAUUUCUGAAAAACAUCUUUAGACAUCUGAGUCAUGGUGCAACCUAUACAACAGGGCCUUGCCUCGCUCAUUCCCCAAGGCAAAGUAUCCACC